This is a messenger RNA of Esox lucius (northern pike), 3974 nucleotides long. It is a transcript of the gene vps11, whose product is annotated as VPS11 core subunit of CORVET and HOPS complexes. Gene Ontology annotation, molecular function: protein binding; protein-macromolecule adaptor activity. The record is from RefSeq and is a predicted model, not a curated record. Gene Ontology annotation, cellular component: endosome; HOPS complex. Gene Ontology annotation, biological process: organelle fusion; vesicle-mediated transport; endosome organization. The coding region runs from base 45 to 2846 and encodes 933 amino acids. NCBI's taxonomy places the organism in Eukaryota, Metazoa, Chordata, Actinopteri, Esociformes, Esocidae. The transcript is spliced from 16 exons.
AAGCUGUCACAUGACUUCUUCAUUUAGGAUACAGAGCGAAGAAAAUGGCUGCUUUCUUGCAGUGGAGAAGAUUUGUAUUUUUUGAUAAAGAGACAGUGAAAGACGCAGGCGAUAAUGGAAAAAACUUUGUCCUCCCGGUCAGCAUAUCGGCAUGUGAUUCAGGCCGAGGCCACAUUGUUCUUGGAGAUAUGGAGGGUCAGAUCUGGUUUUUGACACGAUCCCUGCAGUUGUCCUCGUUUCAGGCUUACAAGCUGCGAGUAACCCACCUAUAUCAGCUCAAGCAGCAUAGCAUUUUAGUCUCAGUUGGGCAGGAUGAGCCAGGAAUUAACCCCCUGGUAAAGGUGUGGAAUCCGGACAAGCGAGACAGUGGGAAUCCUCUGUGUACUAGAAUUUUCCCAGCUAUUCCUGGGAACAAACCAACAGAGGUGUCCUGCCUUAGUGUACACGAGAACCUCAACUUUAUGGCCAUUGGCUUCACCGAUGGCAGUGUGGUUUUGACAAAGGGUGACAUCACCCGGGAUAGACACAGUAAAACCCUGACACUGCAUGAGGGCACCUGUCCAAUCACAGGCCUCGCUUUCCGUCAGCAAGGCAAGGUCACUCACCUAUUUAUUGCCACUCUGGAAAAAGUCCAUUGCUACACUUUGUCAGUGAAGGAAUACCCUAAACUGGAGCUGGACACCCAUGGCUGUGCACUUCGCUGCUCCGCGCUCACAGACCCCUCCCAGGACUCCCAGUUCAUCGUUGCAGGGGACGACUGUGUGUACCUUUACCAGCCUGAUGAACGGGGACCAUGUUUUGCGUUUGAUGGGCACAAGCUGUUGGCGCACUGGCACCGGGGCUACCUCCUGCUGGUUACCACGGACACCAAGUCUCCCAACAAUUCUUUAAUCAGGCCUGAUUUUGGGAGCAGAGAGACGAGUCCAUCAGAGAAGCAAAUAUUGACCAUCUAUGACCUGGACAACAAGUUCAUUGCCUACAGUGCAUCCUUUGAUUAUAUCAUUGAUGUUCUGGCCGAAUGGGGCUCCUUCUACAUCCUGACCCGGGAUGGAAAGAUGUUUGUGCUGCAAGAGAAAGACACACAAACCAAGCUGGAGAUGCUCUUCAAAAAGAAUCUGUUUGUGAUGGCCAUUAACCUGGCUAAAAGCCAGCACUUGGACAGUGAUGGUCUGUCAGAGAUCUUCAGGCAGUAUGGUGACCACCUCUACAUAAAGGGGGACCAUGACGGAGCCAUCCAACAGUACAUUCGCACGAUUGGGAAGCUUGAGCCCUCUUAUGUAAUCCGUAAAUUUCUGGAUGCUCAGCGGAUCCACAACCUGACAGCCUAUCUGCAGGCCCUGCAUCGGCAGUCAUUGGCCAAUGCUGACCACACCACCCUCCUGCUCAACUGCUACACCAAGCUCAAGGACAGCUCUAAACUUGAAGAGUUCAUUAAGAGCAGCGAGAGCGAGGUCCACUUCGACGUGGAGAUUGCCAUCAAGGUGCUGCGCCAGGCAGGCUACCACAGCCAUGCCGUCUUCCUGGCCGAGAGGCACCAGCACCACGAGUGGUAUCUGAAGAUUCAGCUGGAGGAUCUGAAGAACUACCAAGAGGCUUUGCGCUACAUUGGGAGACUUCCCUUUGAGCAGGCAGAGAGCAACAUGAAGCGAUACGGCAAGACCCUGAUGCACCAUGUCCCCGAUGGCACCACACUGCUCCUCAAGGGCCUGUGUACCGACUACCAGCCACACCGGGACACCGCGGACAAAGACAGCCUGGACAGAGGCCAGGUGGCAGCCAACAAGGCCAAUUCAGAGGAGUUCAUCCCUGUAUUUGCCAACAAUCCGCGGGAGCUAAGGGCCUUCCUGGAGCACAUGAUCGAGGUGGAGCCCUUCUCUUCUCACGGUGUGUAUGACACUCUUCUAGAACUACGGCUGCAGGACUGGGCACAUGAACAAGACCCUGAGAGGAAGAAAGUCCUGCAGGGCGCAGCACUGUCCUUGCUGAGGAGUGACAACACUGUGUUUGACAAGGCCCUUGUCCUGUGCCAAAUGCACAACUUCAAAGAAGGGGUUUUGUACCUCUAUGAGAAGGGCAAGCUGUACCAGCAAAUUAUGCACUACCAUAUGCAGAAUGAGGAGUACAGCAAAGUGGUUGAGGCCUGCAAGCGCUAUGGUGACCAGGAAGUGUGCCUGUGGGAGCAGGCGCUAGGAUACUUUGCCCGCAAAGAGGAGGACUGCAAGGCUUACAUCAGCCAAGUCCUGCAUCACAUCGACCAGAACAAUCUGAUGCCUCCGCUGUUGGUGGUGCAGACUCUGGCACACAACUCGACCGCCACACUGUCAGUCAUCAAGGACUACCUGAUCAACAAGCUGCAAAGGGAGAACCAGCAGAUCGAGGAUGACGAGCGCAAGAUUCGGCAGUACCGCGAGGAGACUGCCCACCUCCGGGCUGAGAUCCAGGAGCUCAGAAGCAGCGCAAAGAUUUUCCAGAAGACCAAGUGCAGCAUGUGCAACAGCCCACUCGAACUGCCCUCGGUUCAUUUCUUGUGCAGUCACUCCUUCCACCAGCAUUGCUUUGACAGCUAUGCCGAAAGCGAGGCUGAGUGCCCUACCUGCACACCAGGAAACCGCAAGGUCAUGGACAUGCUGCGUGCCCAGGACCAGAAACGAGACUUGCACGACCACUUUACUAGACAGCUGCGCUGCUCAAAUGACGGUUUCUCUGUGGUGGCAGACUACUUUGGCCGUGGGGUAUUUAACAAGCUAACCCUGGUCACUGAUCCGCCGGGCAACAAGACAGGGGUGGGAAGCCUGGAGACAGACCUACAGAGGGACCUUCUCAUCCACACCAAGAGGAACACUUGAGAUACGGGACCAACCACUAGUGGCAUGGAUGCCUAAACUAAACCCAUUGCAUACUCUCAUACAGUACUGACCCAAACUAUACUCGGUUGGCUUGGGUAGUUUGGUUUCAGAAUGUCCUUUUCAGUGCACUUAAUUGGGUUGGUUGACUUGGAUUGUUUCAUUUCAAUAGUGUGAGUAACAAUGCUUUGAUCUGUUUAGUCCAGCUAUACCUGAGUCAGACCCCUGACACAACACAAGUAAGAGAUGUAUUGGUGAAUUAUGUUUUCAUGCCAUGCGUUUCUUAAGUGUGCAGUCAUAUUGUAAUGCAUGUCACUCAGCACGAACGUAUGUGCACAUGUACUGUGUUCGUUAGGGCCAGUAAAGUAAAACGGUGUUUCACAGCUUUCAAACAACAUAAAUAUGACCUUUUUUUCAAGUCCAAGUUGUCCAUAUUUUCUUGUUUUGGAACCAAAUGAACAAACCCCUAGUCAAAGGACUAAUAAUAAAAACUUAAGAAGAAAAACUUAGUUUUGCAAGGAUCAUCUUUGAUGCGCUAUGUUUUUCAGUCAGGUCAAAAAAUAUUGGCACCCUUGAUAAAUUAUCAAAGAAUACUGUAUGAAAUCAUACAUACUGUAUUAUUGUAUUUUGUUUGUGAAAUAUGUACAACUAACAAAUAUUUCUAGGGGAGAAAUUGCUGGCAACAGUUUUCAGUACUUUUUUUAACACUCACCUUGUGAAGAUAACAGCCUUUAUAGGAUAACAGCAUUCGGUUCCUAGACAACUCCUACAUACAUUAUUUAUCCAUAUAUUUUGAUAUGGUUUGUGCCCAUGGAACACCGCCUUCAAUUUAGACUACAGAAUUUCUAUAGAUUGAUAUCCAGAGAUCAAGAUGGCAAUUGGAUAAUGUUGGGAUGCUGCUAAUUGUUUAUGGCUUGGGCCAAUCAUUUUACCCAAUAUUUGUUUUAUAUAUAAAUAUGUUAAAUAAAAGCUAAAUAUUAGUAUGUAGGGUGCAUUUCAUUUUUUGGACCUGACUGUGUAUUCUAUAGUAUAUAGUAUGUACUGUCUUUGAGUACUCCCUUGUAAUUUGUAAACAAAGCAUUUUUACUUCAUCUUUUUUCUUUUUCAUAUUCAUAAUUGCCCCCCCCCCCC